This is a messenger RNA of Etheostoma spectabile (orangethroat darter), 2281 nucleotides long. It is a transcript of the gene slc35d1a, whose product is annotated as solute carrier family 35 member D1a. The record is from RefSeq and is a predicted model, not a curated record. NCBI's taxonomy places the organism in Eukaryota, Metazoa, Chordata, Actinopteri, Perciformes, Percidae. The transcript is spliced from 12 exons. The coding region runs from base 99 to 1070 and encodes 323 amino acids.
CCUGUGCGCGUGUGGGUGUGUAGCGCUGGCCGAGCGAGCCAGUGAAGUGAUGGCAGGGGAAGAGCAGACACUCAAAGAGGAAUGAGAACUCGUCGGGGAUGGCGGACAGACCUCUGACGCUGUUUGUGAAGCUUUUUGCCGCUGGGUUUUACGGUGUGAGCUCGUUUCUCAUCGUCGUGGUGAACAAAAGUGUCCUCACCAACUACAGGUUCCCUUCAUCAAUAUGUGUUGGAAUUGGACAAAUGUUGGCCACAGUGGUUGUUCUGUGGGUGGGCAAGGCUGCGAAGGUGAUCAGCUUCCCAGACUGCGAUGAGAGUAUACCUCGCAAGACGUUUCCUCUACCUCUCCUGUAUGUGGGAAACCAAAUCACUGGUCUGUUCGGUACCAAAAGGCUAAAUCUGCCGAUGUUUACAGUCCUCCGGAGGUUCUCCAUUUUAUUCACAAUGCUGGCUGAGGUACUUCUUCUCAAGAAGAAAUUCUCCAGGCCAGUCCAGCUGACAGUAUUUACAAUGAUCCUCGGGGCGUUUAUAGCCGCAAGUUCUGACCUGUCUUUUGACCUGCAAGGCUACGUGUUCAUUCUCCUGAACGACGUGCUGACUGCAGCCAACGGAGCCUAUGUGAAGCAAAAAUUAGAUGCAAAGGAGCUGGGGAAAUAUGGAUUGUUGUAUUAUAAUGCGUUAUUUAUGAUAAUUCCCACUCUGCUGUUGGCUCAUGUGACUGGAGAUAUGCAAAAGGCGGUGGAAUAUGAUGGCUGGUCAGACAUGUUCUUCCUCACCCAGUUCCUCCUCUCUUGCAUCAUGGGGUUUGUUCUGAUGUAUUCCACCGUGCUUUGUACACAAUACAACUCUGCAUUAACAACUACGAUCGUGGGCUGCAUCAAGAAUGUCCUGGUGACAUACAUUGGGAUGGUGUUCAGUGGAGACUACAUUUUCUCUUGGACUAAUUUCAUAGGUUUGAAUAUCAGUAUUGCGGGCAGCCUGGUGUACUCUUACAUCACUCUCACAGAGGAGCAGUCCAAUAAAGCAAGUGAAAACGCCAAGCUGGACAUCAAGGGAAAGGUGGUUGUAUGACGGACACACUGGAUUUAAUUUUUUUUAUGCUGACGAACGACAAAACUCUAUUUUAGUACAACUUUUAUUUAUGGAGUAUUUUAACAGCAAAGGAGUGUCAUGAUGGGAAUAAUGUUGGGGGGGGGAACCUUUGUUGUGUAGAAAUGGAGCCACGGCGUCAUCAUACCUCGCUUGCCUCUGCCAUGGUUAUGAACGCUCCAGAGGGAUUGUGGGUUGGUUUUUAGACUGUUUUCUUUUUAAAUAUUUGUAUUUUGAUACUGUACAUGUGAGCAUUGAGAACAAGGGAACAUGGAACCAAUAUUAUUUAUAUUCAAACAUUUCUUGACACUCAAACUGAAACGUAAAAGUUGGGAUGACAUAAUGUUUCCUGAAUGCAGGAGUGAACAGCUGAUGGGUGUGUACUGAUGACUCUUGGGACUAUUACAUAUAAUAUAAUAUUAUUUUGAAGGCACAAUCCUUAUUUAAUUGCAUUUUCUGUUUUGCUGUUAACGAGGAAUGUAACUUUAGAUGCCUUCUAAGCACGGUAAAAUGCACUGACACUGUCAUUAUCUGUUGUCUCAGUCUUUAGUAAAAAUGUUCUUAUUGGUGUGCAUACACUUCUAAGCUUGUUCCAGAUGAACGGUAAUGCUUGUCACCUUACCUCAUCCCUCCAACAACCCAUGUGGAUGGACCGUGGGCCGUCAGUUCCCAUGGAGGAUUGUGGCUUUAAAUAAAUGUUGCUGCCACCUUGUGGGAGAUGACUUUAAGAUUACGGUUUACAGUUUUCAUCCCUCAGCAUUUUGCCUCAGUAUUACUUUUGUUUUGCAGUUUGUUGUGGACUCACCAAGGCUAUAACUGUUUCUUUUUUUUCUUGACACAAUGUUAUCGCACUUUUAACUGAGGUAGCACCUGCUGAAGAGUGAAGCUGAAUUGCCUGUCACAUUAUCGAUUGAGAUUAUUCUUUUGAAAUGUAUGUUUCACUUUUUUUUUUUAAGUCUUUCAAAUGAAACAUGUUUUUCUAAACCUUAAUAGUCAGGUACGAGCAUUGACCUUUUUACACAUUUUUAUCUACAUUUUAUAUUUAUUACUUUUUUAGAAUAAUGUUCAUUUUGUAGCUGGAGUGGCUUGUGAAUUGUAGAUGCUGAUCUCAUCUCAAACACAGGAACCCUGUAUUUGUAGCUGAAACUCAAGGAUGUAUUUUUACAUUAAAACCCCUCGGUUGACCUGACGUA